Molecule: messenger RNA, 1452 nt
Organism: Tetrahymena thermophila SB210
Lineage: Eukaryota; Ciliophora; Oligohymenophorea; Hymenostomatida; Tetrahymenidae
Product: TLD protein
Exons: 3
Source: RefSeq, a predicted model, not a curated record
AUAUUUAAUUAAGAUAUUAUAUCAAAUAAUUUGGUGUAAGUGAAAUAGAUUACAAAUAUCAACAAAUAAGCUAUUUAGAAUUUUAUACUAUAUUUAGACUUAAAGUUAACUCUAUAAUUUACCAAAUAAAUGAAAAUAACGAAAUAAAAUACUUAAGAUAAUAUUAAUGAAGUAAUGUGCCAUUAGGAAGGAUUUUUGUGUAAAAAAUGCACUAGUAAGUAUGAUUUUCCUAAUAUGAAUUCAAAUAUUACUUCAUCAAAACAAAAGUAUGAAGAAGAAAAAGAAGAAGAAACUGAAUGUUAUUAUUGCCUGAAGUCUAAUUAGGUGUGUAAUCAAGCAGUUUUGCUUUACAAAGGUAAAGCUUGCUGUCUUUAGUGCAAGCAAUCAAACAUAGUUAAUUAUAUUGCUGCUCCUGAUGGAAAACAAAGAACAAUAGUAACAAGAAAAUAAGAAAGCGGGUAAUACUAUUCAGUUCCUUCUACUUCGACUUAAUCUUAAUCAUUAUUAUAAAAUUAACUUAAUAAACCUCCAUAGUUGCUUUAGUUUCCUAACUCAACAAAAAGCUCCAGCAAUUAGAUGUCUAAAGGAGGUUUCUUUCCUUCAAAAUUUUCAUCUAACCAUUAAAAACACUAAAGUGAAAUGAUUAUAAAUAAAAAUUUUGAUGCUUAAGGAAUAGAUAGCAAUUUAAUUUAGAGUGCUCAUUAUACUUAGUAAUUCCCUAUUUAACAUUAGGAUAGUGUAUCUUAAAUAUGCUUUAAUUUACACUUAGACCAAAGAACAGAUAGUAAUUCUUAAAACAAUACACCUAGUCAUAAAAAAAAUAAUCACACAGAACCCCAACUAGAAAGGAGCUAAAACUUUAGUAAGGAAGUAAUAAAUUCUAGCAAUUUAGAUAUGUAAACAUCUCCGAAAUCAUAUAUACCCGUCCCUACUGCUCCAUAGAUAAUAUUCAAAGAUUCUAAAAUAGAAGGCAUAUUAAAAGAUAUAUUAUUGAAAGGAUAAAGCUAUGCUUAGAAAAAAGCUGUUAUGUCUCUGCUCGAAAAUCGUAAAAGCUUUUCAAGCCAAAAAUUCCAUGAAAAAUUAGAUAAGAAAAAGUAAAUACUAUAUUUAGUAAUCCUAAAAAGUGGGUUUAUAUUUGGUGGUUAUCAUUACGCAUCUUUAAGGUCAUAAAAAGAUAAAUUUAUAGAUGACAAUCACUGUGGACUCUUUUCUAUGUAAGGGAAUGAUAUUAACUUUUAUCCAGUUGAAGAUAAUAAAAUUAUUUAUUUCGAUAAUGGAGUUUGGUUUGGAAAACCACCUUGCCUUAUUUUAAAUUUUGAUAUGAUUGACAAGUGUUUCUGCAAUAAGGAAUUCAUCUUCCUUACUCCAUUAGGAGAAAGCCAAACUCUUCAAUUUGGCCCAACAACAAAAUGGAAUCAAAUCAUUUAAGAUAUUUGUAUAUUAUAAUUUUGA